Messenger RNA from Micropterus salmoides (largemouth bass), 3279 nucleotides. It is a transcript of the gene p2ry4, whose product is annotated as pyrimidinergic receptor P2Y4. Gene Ontology annotation, biological process: G protein-coupled receptor signaling pathway. The transcript has 2 exons. NCBI's taxonomy places the organism in Eukaryota, Metazoa, Chordata, Actinopteri, Centrarchiformes, Centrarchidae. Gene Ontology annotation, molecular function: G protein-coupled UTP receptor activity. The coding region runs from base 504 to 1598 and encodes 364 amino acids. Gene Ontology annotation, cellular component: plasma membrane. The record is from RefSeq and is a predicted model, not a curated record.
GCUGUCCCUGAGAAGCUGCUUAUAAGGAGAAAAUCUAACAAGUGUUUAUGUGUAGCUAAAUACGCUCUGGUAUCAUUUUCGUGGUUCACUAAAUUGAAAAUAACUUCCACUGAAGAUGUUUUUUAGGGAGGCAGUUUCGUCUACUCAGCACUGUGACUUCCCAAUUCACCCGGAGAGUGUUGUAGGCUACUCUCAGUGUAUUUGCGCUCAGCGUUACUGCAGCGGCACCAUGGACUCCAAGACGACUUUCACCGAAUAAUAACUUUUAAAUUAACUUUAAAGUGUAUCUAAUGUGCUCAGGGACGAACAAGACGACCGGGCUGAGAGGAGCAGCUUCUGGAUCUCGGCUGGAAAGUGAAGCUGGUUAAAUUACACGACUUCUCUGCACCGGGAUCAAGACCAGCGAGACACUCGCACUUGUUUAGGAUCCCGCUGGGUCUUCUUCCUUUGAAGGUUUGGUCAUCUGCUGGCUUGAGAGCGCUACACUGAGAAGUCACAUCACCAUGGAAACAGUCAUCAGCAGCCGUGGCACAGAUAACCAGUCGACGGUGUUCACGUCGGUCUUCAACGUUAGCUGUCGCUUUGAUGAGGAGUUCAAAUACAUUCUGCUGCCUGUGUGCUACAGUCUGGUGUUUGUUUUUGGCUUCGUGCUCAAUGCCACAGCUUUGUGGCUGUUCCUGAAGAUGCGUCCGUGGAAUCCCAGUACAGUGUUCAUGUUCCACCUCGCCCUGUCCGACUUCCUGUACGUCCUCUCCCUGCCCACCCUCAUCUAUUACUACGCCAACCGCAGUCACUGGCCCUUUGGACUGGCUGCCUGCAAAAUAGUGCGCUUCCUCUUCUAUGCCAACCUCUACUGCAGCAUCCUACUUCUGACCUGCAUCAGCGUGCACCGUUAUCUGGGCAUCUGUCACCCCAUCAAGGCACUGACCCUGGUGAAGUCCCGCCAUGCCCACCUGGUGUGCGGCAUGGUGUGGGGCAUUGUGACUGUGUGCCUGGUGCCCAACCUCAUCUUCGUCACCACCUCCAGGAGGGACAAUGAUACCCUGUGCCAUGACACGACCAACCAGGAGUCAUUUGAGGAGUAUGUGGACUAUAGCUCUGUUGUCAUGGUCCUGCUAUUUGGAGUCCCUUUCCUGGUCAUUGUGGUGUGUUAUUGUUUGAUGGCACGGACCCUGUGCCAGCCCAGACGAGGAUUAUCUGCCAGCCAGCAGGGUGCUGCCUCACGUCAGAAGUCCAUCAAGCUCAUCAUUGUGGUGUUGGUGGUGUUUGCUGUGAGCUUUGUCCCAUUUCACAUCACACGGACCCUCUACUACACCUCCCGUGUGUUAGAUCUUAAUUGUAAAUUCCUCAACAUUGUCAACUUUACCUACAAGAUCACCAGGCCGCUGGCGAGUGUCAAUAGUUGUAUUGACCCAAUUCUGUAUUUCCUGGCUGGGGAUCACUACCGGUCCAAAAUGAUGUCUGUUCUGACCAGAAAAAGACAGACGACAAGCAGCCAAACACCUGAACGGGCACAAACACAGCCGAACAACAAUGACGGUAUCGGUCUGGUCUAUAAGAACUCAGACUUAAAAGCCAAUGGAGAGAUUGAGAGAUGAUGGGAAUUAAAGAUUUCUGCUCCAGGCUAAGAGAACGUUUCUAUUGCAGAAGCACCUGUAUGGUUGUCUUUUUUUUGCACUGAGAGGUUUUGAAGAGAAUCAGUUUACUGUAACAAUUACUUGCAGUAUAUAAUUUCACUCCAUCAAACCUCUGUAAUGCCUAAAGACCAUGUUUUCAUUCACCUCACUUUCUUGAGGUUACUCUGUUCGUAAGAUGAAGUUCAAGUUUGUUUUUACCAAAGAGUCUGUACCCUUUCCUUAACAUGCAGAGGAGUUAUUAGACAAAACUCAACUUAUAACAGACAGCAUUCAUGCUGCUGGAUACUGAAAUGGUGCCUAUGCAGAAGAAACUUUCAAAUUAUGGGAACAGAAAUUGAGAAAAGACUUUCAUCCUGGUUGUCACAGGUGCAUAAAACUAAAUUGUAGAUGAUUCAGUCGGUGAAUUGUUGUCAUCUUGGGCAAUACGAUCAGACACACAUCUAAAUAUUACAGUUUAUGUCUGAGCAAAGAUGACAGAUUAUUGCCACAGAAAUGAGGCAAUCGUUCCUGUUUUAUCAACUAUGUCUGUGUGUUACCCUCAAACUGCAGCUACAACCAGUGCAACUCCUGACCCCAGCUGUCUUUAUCCGUCAACUUUCACAGCUGUUAUUUGCUCAACUAUGAAGAAAAGCAGAGAGGCUGAUCUGGACGAGACAUAUUUUCCAACAUCCCACGCCUCAUUAGAGGAAUAUGGGAUUUCCAUUUUUACCCUUUUACCUUUGGGAUUGAUAAAUGGAAUUUACAGGCCUUUUUCUAUCAGCAAUCUAGGCUGAACUCCUACAUAGUUUUGCAGGAUGUGAAAGCAGAGUUGGAAAGUUUUACCUUAUGCUACAUAGCAUUUUUCCCUCCACCCUUGUUUUUAAUGUUGAUGUAUGGACCUAUGCUGAAACAGAUGUAUACAUCCAGCUCUGAGUCACAUGGUGUUUCCAUGAUAUUAUAUGAGCAAUAUCUUUGCACAUGUUUUUGUAAUUAGUUUGAUAUGUAUCAUAAAGUGGGAGCACAUGAGUUACUGGUGUUAACUGUAUGUCACAUAUAAAGAACUCAUUAUGCAAUGAAGCUUUCCUGUCUGGUAAGUGUGAAAUCACCUACUAAUUUCUUAGUCAGACUGAAACUAACUCUACUCCCUAUGAGAACAGUUGAUACAGUAUAGCUAAUUUUGGGGAAGUGAAAGCAGAGUGUGGGACUAAAAACAACAACAACAAAAUAUUUUUCCAUCAGUCAUGCAUAUUGAGAGAUCUGUGAAAGCUGUAGGACAUGACUACCAACUCUGACUUGGUUGAAAUAAACCCUUAAUUCAAGGAAAUAUUCUGGCUGGACGCCUCAGUUGGCAUCUGCGAAACGAGCUGCAAUGGCUGCUGGGGACAAAUGGUGCCAGUCAAAGUAUGUCCACUAAAAGUUAUUGUUUUUGCCACUAAUGGGCUCAGGUUGUUAUUCUAAGUGUCUGACAACAUUAUGGAAGUGUUCACUACAGAGAUGAACCUUUUUGUUAAACAGUAAGAUCCUUUUUGUUUAACCAGAAACAGCCAAUAUAUCAUUCUCGCUCGCCACCAGACUCCAUUGGAAAAAAACAUAAAUUUGACCUUGCAAGUCAUCGUAAAGCACACACAGACAGAAACUGAAAAAAUAAAACUCUCCAAAACUG